Pisolithus orientalis is the source of this 1021-nucleotide messenger RNA. Its product is annotated as ER-to-golgi vesicle protein transport Sft2. Gene Ontology annotation, cellular component: membrane. NCBI's taxonomy places the organism in Eukaryota, Fungi, Basidiomycota, Agaricomycetes, Boletales, Pisolithaceae. The transcript is spliced from 4 exons. Gene Ontology annotation, biological process: vesicle-mediated transport. The record is from RefSeq and is a predicted model, not a curated record. The coding region runs from base 109 to 876 and encodes 255 amino acids.
AGAGUAGUCAAUUUUACGGUCCGCAUUUGGAGCUCGGCCAGUCACGAUUGUCCACCCCAACUCGCACUCCAUCUUCGCAUUGACCAUCCAAGCACACACAGUGCAUAAAUGGCUCCUGCACAGACAACAGAACAAAGUUUUCGAUCCAACUUGUCCCAAUUCCGGUGGGCGAGGGGUGUGACUGACGACUCCCAGCAUGCGCAGCAGCAACAACAACAGCAACAGCCCUCAGCGUUCUCCCGCUUCUACAACGCCGUCGCAGGCGAUUACAUACCACUAAGGUCGGGCGAACGGUCGAACGAAGAGGAGGCGUGGUUUGCGUUGUCUAGAUGGGACAGGUUAUUGGGAUUCGGCGCAUGCUUGAUUGGAGCGGUUGUCUGUUUCUUCUUUGCGUUCAUGGGACUGCCAUGGCUCCCAGUACGCCCAGCGAAGUUUGCUUUGGCGUUUAGGUGCGGCGCAUUCCAUGUCGAAAUGCGGAACGUGUUCACUUACACCCUAUGUGUUCUUUCUUGCCUUCACAGCAUGGGAAGUCUGCUGGUCAUGAUUGGGUGGGUCACCGUUCUUGCAGAAUCGAUCGAUCCGAGAUGCUUAACCACCAAUAACAGCUUCUCGAUCCUGGUCGGACCAAUCAACCACAUCAAACACCUGCUCUCUCAAGAGCGACUACCUUUCUCCGCAGUCUACUUCUCUAGCCUAGGGCUCACGCUGUAUUUCUCGCUCGGGGCACAAUCGUACCUGGGUUCCCUGGUCGCUGGGAUAGUCCAGGUUGUCGCGCUCGUUGCCUAUGUGCUUGCAUACUUCCCAGGUGGUACCCAAACCCUUCGUUUUGGUGGACAAGUCGCUCUCAGAGGUGCAGGGAGCCUUCUUCCCAUCUAACUUCCCCGAACUCCCCACUGCCCACUAUUUCUCACCGUUGUAACUAAUUUCACUGAUAUUUAUUCGCGUUUCGCCAUCUAUAAGGCGCCAAUAUGUUUUGUUCGAGGGCUAUGCAUUGUUGCAUUCCCAGAAUUAAAUACGUCCC